Messenger RNA from Dentiscutata erythropus, 2094 nucleotides. NCBI's taxonomy places the organism in Eukaryota, Fungi, Glomeromycota, Glomeromycetes, Diversisporales, Gigasporaceae. The record is from the annotation of a GenBank genome assembly.
AUGUCUGAAAUUAUUGAUGAAAAUAAUGAACUUAAUCAUGAUAUUGAGAAAGAUCACCGCAGUAAAAAAGAAACCUCGGCCUUACUUACUUUAAGUUUAGCUUUCAAAUCGAUAGGCAUUAUAUAUGGUGAUAUUGGCACUUCUCCCUUAUAUGUAUUCACUGGAAUAUUUUCGGAUCCACCUACGGACCCUCAAGACGUUUAUGGUGCAUUAUCUUUGAUCAUCUGGUCAUUGACAAUCGUGCCAUUGAUCAAAUAUGUUUUCAUAGUACUCAGAGCGGAUGAUCAUGGUGAAGGUGGCACUUUUGCUUUAUAUUCAUUAUUAUGUCGUCAUUCUGGACUCUCUGUACGCGGAAAUGAGAAUUCCGAUGACCUAACGAUUGCGAAUUACGAUACUAUGUCAAUUAUUAGUUCUAAGGAACACCCAAACUUUAUCAAGCGCAGUAAAACUGUGCAGUCUACUUUACUCAUUGUAGUCCUUCUCGGCUCUUCCUUGGUUAUGAGUGAUGGUCUGCUAACUCCUGCUAUUUCCGUAAUUUCUGCCGUUGAGGGUAUGGAAAUCCCUGCGCCAAGUUUAGAAUCGGGUAUUGUUCCUCUUAGCUGCAUUAUUAUUGUUUUAUUGUUUAUGGUACAACAAUUUGGUACAGCUAAGGUUGGAAGUUUAUUUGCUCCGAUUGUCGCUCUUUGGUUUAUCGCUCUCUCUUGUAUUGGCAUUUGGAAUAUUACUUACUAUCCUAGAAUUUUUGAAGCUUUUAAUCCCUAUCAUGCCAUUAAUUAUUUCAUACGAAAUCAAGGUUCUGGGUUUACUGAUCUUGGUGGAGUUCUAUUAGCUAUUACUGGUGUAGAAGCAUUGUUUGCAGAUCUAGGACAUUUUAAUCGCAGAGCCAUUCAAAUCUCUUUCCCAUGUUUUGUUUAUCUUCCUUUGGUUUUGGUAUAUUCAGGCCAAGCUGCUCGUUUAGUUGUAGAUCCCAGUGUAAUUGCAAAUACUUUUUGGAGAACUACUCCUAAUCAUCCUGUUGUUUAUUGGAUUGUAUUUGUUUUGGCCAUUUUAGCUACAAUUAUAGCUUCCCAAGCUAUGAUUUCUGCUACUUUUUCUUUAAUUUAUCAAUCUAUGCAAUUAGACUGCUUUCCUGACGUCAAGGUUAUUCAUACAUCAAAAAAAGUUACAGCUGUUGCAUCUGUGAUGAUUAUCACCACAGCACUCUUAGCAAUUGUAAUUCAUCAAGUUUGGCAUCUUCCUAUUUUUGUUUCAGUUAUAUUCUUUCUUAUUUUUGGCACUGUUGAUGCUUCGUUUUUGGGUGCAACUUUACGAAAAGUUGAGAAUGGUGGUUGGCUUACUUUGCUUGUGGCUAUAUGCCUUGCUAUUAUUAUGAUUAUAUGGAGAUGGGGUACUGUUCGUAAGAUACGUUAUGAACUCAUACAUAAACCCAACCUUGGUAAAAUUUUUGAAAAUUCAGGAAAACCUGAAAAACCUAUUCCCUCUAGUAUCACUAUAAAUGAAGAUUCUCAAAUCUCUCAAGAGGUUUUACAUCAAGAUGGGAAAGUUGACGUAGUACAGCUACGUCUAUCAGGCUCUGAAAAUCAUUUGACACGUUCUUCGGGUAUUGGCCUAUUCUAUAGUGGUGCUGGUUCUAAGGUCCCUCUUUCUUUCUCUCAUUUUAUAAAGCACUUCCCAAUAGUACCUCAAAAUCUCGUUUUUAUCACAAUUCGGCCUAUAGCUGUUCCAAUAGUUGGUGAUAAUGAUCGUUUAAUUGUGAAAAAAGUUGGGAAUUAUGAAUGUUGUUAUCAUGCAACUGCUAGAUAUGGUUAUUCAGAAGAAGUUUCACAAGGAAAAGACUUUAUUUUAAAAUUAGUUGAAUCAAUUCAAAAUAUUGAUCCUUCUAACAAAACUUUAAAGAAAGACUUUGAUAAUAUUGAUGAUAUUACAUAUGUUUUAGGCGAACAAUCAUUUUAUCCUAGACCUGGUUCUUCAUGGUGGAGAAGAUCUUUGGUUAGAAUAUAUACUGUUUUGGUAGUUAAUUCUAGAAAGCAAUAUGAUAAUUUGGAUAUUCCUGUUGAAAAUACUAUUGGUGUUGGUAUGAAAAUUGCGCUUUAA